AUGCUUCACAUCACCUGUCAAGGUACUCCUUUUGAAAUCGGCUACCAACAUGGCUCUGCUGCCAAAGCCGUGAUAGCCAGAAGCAUUAAAUUCGCGGUCGACCUCAUCCGAGGAAAAACAAAGAAGACGGAAGAAGAGCUUCAACAGGUCCUCUCGGAACUGGGGCGCGUGAUCGAGGAAAGAUGGCCCAGAUACUACGAGGAGAUUCGCGGCAUCGCAAAGGGCGCUGAGCGCGAUGUUUCCGAGAUUGUCAUGCUUAAUACCCGCACGGAAUUUGCAUACGGCCUCGUGGCAGCGCGUGAUGGCUGCACGACCGUCUAUUGUCAACUUCCAAAUGGAGCCCUCCAGGGCCAAAACUGGGAUUUCUUUACUGCCACCAAAGAGAACCUGAUCCGGUUGACGAUCCGUCAAGCUGGACUGCCCACCAUCAAAUUCAUAACCGAGGCUGGAAUCAUUGGCAAGGUUGGAUUUAACAGUGCGGGAGUCGCCGUUAACUACAACGCCCUCCACCUUCAGGGUCUUCGACCCACCGGAGUUCCUUCUCACAUUGCCCUGCGCAUGGCGCUCGAGAGCACUUCUCCUUCCCAGGCCUAUGACCGAAUCGUGGAGCAAGGCGGAAUGGCCGCCAGCGCUUUCAUCAUGGUGGGCAAUGGGCACGAGGCAUUUGGUCUGGAAUUCUCCCCCACCAGCAUGCGAAAACAGGUGCUCGACACGAAUGGUAGGAUGGUGCACACCAACCACUGCUUGCUUCACCACGGCGAAAAUGCGAAAGAGCUUGAUCCCUUGCCGGACUCGUGGAAUCGCCACCAGCGUAUGGAGCACCUCCUCGAUGGGUUUGACGGUACCAAACAGGCAUUUUCCCGACUCUGGGAGGACGAAGACAACUAUCCCUUUGGGAUCUGCCGCGCCUAUGAGGAAGGCAAGAGCAGAGGCGCGACUCUGUUCAAUAUUGUCUACGAUCAUGCUCGUAGAGAGGCAACGGUGCGGCUCGGUCGGCCGAAUAACCCUGAUGAGGUGUUAGUUAUGCAGUUCGACGAGGAAGAUGUGAGGUCUGCGCUUAACGCCAAGCUUUGA
Messenger RNA from Penicillium paradoxum, 1074 nucleotides. Its product is annotated as putative acyl-CoA:6-aminopenicillanic-acid-acyltransferase. NCBI's taxonomy places the organism in Eukaryota, Fungi, Ascomycota, Eurotiomycetes, Eurotiales, Aspergillaceae. The record is from RefSeq and is a predicted model, not a curated record. The transcript has 4 exons. The coding region runs from base 1 to 1074 and encodes 357 amino acids.